AUGAACACAACCGAGCAGACGGGUGGACCAGGCUGGAAGGUGCCACUGGGGAGGAAGGACUCGCAAAACGCCAGCUUGAGCGGCUCCAGCAAGCUCAUCCCUGCUCCAAAUGACACUCUCUCCACCAUCACCACCAAGUUCCACAACCAGGGUCUCAACAUCGUCGACCUCGUCACGCCCUCAGGGGCACACACCAUCGGCGACGCACGCUGCGUGAGCUUCCGGCAGCGGCUGUACAACCAAAACGACGACGGGUGGCGCCGCCCCGACCCAACGCUGAACCCGGUGUACGCCGCGAAGCUGAAGGGCCGGUGCCCGCGGUCCGGCGGCGACCAGAACCUAUUCGCACUCGACCCUGUCGGCCAGUUCCGGUUCGACAACCAGUACUACAAAAACAUCUUAGCCUUGAAAGGCUUGCUCAGCUCCGACGAGGCCCUGCUGACGCAGAGCCACGAGACCAUGAAGCUUGUCAAGAGCUACGCCGCCAACAAUGGUCUCUUCUUCCAGCAGUUCGCCAAGUCCAUGGUCAAGAUGGGCAACAUCUCGCCGCUGACGGGGUUCAACGGCGAGAUCAGAAAGAACUGCAGGAGGGUCAACCGCUUUCAAGACUCUAUUCGAAGCUGGUGA
This is a messenger RNA of Brachypodium distachyon (stiff brome), 627 nucleotides long. RefSeq names its product peroxidase 72. Lineage: Eukaryota; Viridiplantae; Streptophyta; Magnoliopsida; Poales; Poaceae. The record is from RefSeq and is a predicted model, not a curated record. Gene Ontology annotation, molecular function: peroxidase activity; heme binding. The transcript is spliced from 2 exons. Gene Ontology annotation, biological process: response to oxidative stress. Bases 1 to 627 code for a protein of 208 amino acids.